CUCAGAACGAUCUCGAGAAUAAAAAGGAAAGACACGAAACGAACGAUGUAUAUUCCCGGAGUCCAAAAUGUGUUUACUGCAGGUCUGGCUUUGACUGGAUCUAUGAUGAAACCGGAAACCAUCUCAUCAGGCAAGAUCCUCGAUUUCGAAGUACAGAAGUGUAUCGAUGAAGACGGGAACCAGCGCUGCAGCAAGCCGUUCCUGGUGCACAAAGCGACAUGCUACCAGAUAGAAUGGAGCUCCGAAGGCGCAUUGUCCCACACGACGGUGGAGGUUCGGGACGCGGGGUCCAAUGAGUUGGUGUUUUAUAGGGAUACGAAUGGAGAGUGGACGCCGGAGAAAGGGGAGUUGGUGUAUGUGGAUUUCAAACCGAAGGUCUGGAAGCAGGGGAAUAAGACAGUCGAGUAUACGGUGGAGACUUGCAAAUGA
This is a messenger RNA of Amorphotheca resinae ATCC 22711, 429 nucleotides long. RefSeq lists its product as hypothetical. Bases 46 to 429 code for a protein of 127 amino acids. The record is from RefSeq and is a predicted model, not a curated record. The transcript has 3 exons. Lineage: Eukaryota; Fungi; Ascomycota; Leotiomycetes; Helotiales; Amorphothecaceae.